Messenger RNA from Oryza sativa Japonica Group (Japanese rice), 1918 nucleotides. RefSeq names its product UPF0481 protein At3g47200. The record is from RefSeq and is a predicted model, not a curated record. NCBI's taxonomy places the organism in Eukaryota, Viridiplantae, Streptophyta, Magnoliopsida, Poales, Poaceae.
ACGGAUAAGUUAGUAAGUAAUUUCUUCCCUCCUAAUUUAAGCUCUAGAAUGAUAUGUUCAUGAGUCAUCAUCUCAUCUUAUAUGAGUCAUGACCGCAUGCCAUAUAUGGCUGCCUCGAUACUCGAUCGCUAGCUCAUCUGCCGCAGUGCAAGCCGUGGUGUUCAUCCGUCGUCAGACCUGUUACCAGAUCUGGACUUCCCUGAGAUAUUGAUUACUACUCUUGUCGUCCGGGACCGAUUGAGUUCAUCAGACACCAUGUUUCGUCCGGAAAUUCUGCGGUUGAGCGUGGAAAUGACGGGUUUGUCGAAUUCCGCGGACUCUGCUCCGGCUUCACCCAACAGUACAUGGAACUGAACCGCCGAUGAUGAGGACGAACGGCGGGGAGCAGAUGGGUGGCAGUGAGGCGGCGCACAUUCGCAUCGACGAAAUCAUCCGACGUCUCGACGCCGCGGAGAAAGAAGCACAAGCACAAGUCGUGGAGGCAAGGCGCGAGAUCUUCCGCGUCCCGGGGAGGCAUCGGCUGGCCGACGAGGACGCUUACCAGCCGAGCUUGUUCUCGGUUGGGCCUUACCACCGCCACGGCACGGAGGAGAUGGGCAGGAACGAGCUCACCAAGGUUCGGUUGAUGAAGCUCCAACUCGGCGCCGACGCCGAUCAGGCGGCGUCGCUGCAGAGAGAGUGCCUGCUGUCCAUGGCGUCGCUGGAGCAGGAGGCGAGGCGCUGCUACGACGGCGAUGUCGCCAUGGAUUCGGGGGAAUUCUGCAUGAUGCUGCUGGUGGACGGGGCCUUCCUGAUCGCGAUGCUCACCGCGUUUGGCAUCCAGGAACAGGAUGACGCGCCUGCUAAUAAAGAAGAAGAAGAGGAUUCUGGACCGGGCACUGGCAGCAGGACGCAGAAGAGGGUGCUCGUCGACGGGUUUCUCGACUUGGUGCUGCUGGAGAAUCAGAUCCCGUUCUUCGUUGUGCACAGCAUCUUCGGCUUGCUCGUCGAUCAUGCUGGUACAACUCUAGCCAAAACGGCCUGGAAUGCGGUGAGGAACUUCAUGCAACACAUCCCAACGGCUUCCAACGCCGACGACGUCAAGGAGGACUGCAAGCAUCUGGUCGACCUGUGCCACACCUACCUGAGGCCAGCCGGGUGGCAGCAGGCAGCGGCGGCGGGUGGUGGUCACAUCCAGCGGUUCAGGACGGCGACGGAGUACAGUGAAUCGGGCGUCCGGUUCAGGGUCAGGUCAGAUUCAGAGCCUGCCCCUCGUUUCGGGCUCCUCGACGUGGACUUCUCGUGGGGCGUGGUGACCAUGUCGCGCCACGUGAUCGACGAGAAGAUGAGCUGCGUGUUCCGCAACGUGCUGGCGUUCGAGCAGGACAGCGGCGCCGGCGUGGAGCGCGACGCGUACGUGACGGCGUACGUGGUGUUCAUGUCGCAGCUGCUGGGGAGCGCUGGGGACGUGGCGGUGCUGUCCCGGUCGGGCGUCAUGGAGCACUCGCUCGGGAACGACGGCGACGCGUGCGCCCUGUUCCGGGGGCUCGCGAGGGGCCUCGCCUUCGACACCGACGGCGAUCACUACCUGCGAGGGGUGGGGCUGGAGCUCAACAGGCACCACGGACGCCGCCUCAACCGCUGGCUCGCGUGGGUGGCGCGCCGCCACUUCGACAACCCGUGGCUCAUAUUGGCCUGGCUCGCCGCCGCCGUCCUCCUCCUCUGCACGCUCGUGCAGACGGUGUUCGCGGUGAUGUCCUACAGGCCAAGUGCAAAACUCAACUCCUAGCUAGUUAGCUAUACUCUAACCGGCCCUGUCGGUCCGUCCUGUGAUUCAAUUUGCUGGGCAAUUAAUUACUGCUUGCGUUUUGUUAUAUAUGUUCUUGUUGUCUCCAAUUUCAUAAUUGAUCUUAGCCUAACACGAUCACCUUCUUGCUUA